CGUGAGUGCGAGAGGCAUGAGAUGGGUAUGGGCGCGCGGCCGUCCGGGUCUCCGCGAGGGUCCCUCCCUGCGCGCUCUCCCUGCCUCUGUGAUACGACUCCCCCAAACCUGGAAGCCUCUGCCUGAGCUGACGCUUGAUGGUAUCUGCAAGCGUUUAUGCUGAUCUUAUUCCUGCCCCUUGAAUAUUAAUUCCCUAAGCUGAUAGCAGUACAUCUCCCCACUGAGGGGACCUACGAGAGGCAGGUGGGGGGAGCCACCAUCAGAUCAUAAGCAUAAUAAUAAUACAAGGGGGAGGGAUUCUUGGGCUAGGAAGUGGCAAGAGGCAGGCAGGCGAGAGGAGGAAAAAAAAAGAAAAGCGAUGAGUUCGCCAAAUAUGUGGAGCACAGGAAGCUCAGUCGACUCGACUCCUCUAUUUUCACAGAAAAUGACGGUGUGGAUUCUGCUCCUGCUAUCGCUCUACCCGGGCUUCACUAGCCAAAAAUCUGAUGAUGACUAUGAAGAUUAUGCUUCCAACAAAACAUGGGUCUUGACUCCAAAAGUUCCUGAGGGUGAUGUCACUGUCAUCUUGAACAACCUGCUUGAAGGAUAUGACAAUAAACUUAGACCUGACAUAGGAGUGAAACCAACAUUAAUUCACACAGAUAUGUAUGUGAAUAGCAUUGGACCAGUCAACGCUAUCAACAUGGAGUAUACGAUUGAUAUAUUUUUUGCCCAAACAUGGUAUGACAGGCGUUUGAAAUUUAACAGCACCAUCAAAGUCCUUCGAUUAAAUAGCAACAUGGUGGGGAAAAUCUGGAUUCCAGACACUUUCUUCCGAAACUCCAAAAAGGCUGAUGCACACUGGAUCACCACCCCCAAUAGGAUGCUGAGAAUUUGGAAUGAUGGUCGAGUGCUCUAUACCCUAAGGUUGACAAUUGAUGCUGAGUGCCAAUUACAGUUGCACAACUUCCCGAUGGAUGAACACUCCUGCCCUCUGGAAUUCUCCAGUUAUGGCUAUCCACGUGAAGAAAUUGUUUACCAAUGGAAGAGAAGUUCUGUUGAAGUGGGUGACACAAGAUCCUGGAGGCUUUAUCAGUUUUCGUUUGUUGGUCUGAGAAAUACCACUGAAGUAGUGAAGACAACUUCUGGAGAUUAUGUGGUCAUGUCUGUCUACUUCGAUCUGAGCAGAAGAAUGGGGUACUUCACCAUCCAGACCUACAUCCCCUGCACACUCAUUGUUGUUUUGUCCUGGGUGUCUUUCUGGAUCAAUAAGGAUGCUGUUCCAGCCAGAACAUCUUUGGGUAUCACCACUGUCCUGACCAUGACCACCCUCAGCACCAUCGCCCGGAAAUCCCUCCCCAAGGUCUCCUAUGUCACAGCAAUGGAUCUCUUUGUAUCUGUCUGCUUCAUUUUUGUCUUCUCCGCGCUGGUGGAGUAUGGUACCUUGCAUUACUUUGUCAGCAAUCGGAAACCAAGCAAGGACAAAGACAAAAAGAAGAAAAACCCUCUUCUUCGGAUGUUUUCCUUCAAGGCUCCUACCAUUGAUAUCCGCCCAAGAUCAGCAACCAUCCAAAUGAACAAUGCCACGCACCUUCAAGAGAGAGAUGAAGAAUAUGGCUAUGAGUGCCUGGACGGAAAGGACUGUGCCAGUUUCUUCUGCUGUUUUGAAGACUGCCGAACAGGAGCGUGGAGACAUGGGAGGAUACACAUCCGAAUUGCGAAGAUGGACUCCUACGCACGCAUCUUCUUUCCCACUGCCUUCUGCUUGUUCAAUCUGGUUUAUUGGGUCUCCUACCUCUACCUGUAAAGAGGUAUGAGUUUCAUUGAUGUGGGUCUUAUUCACUGAAUCUUACGGAGAGAAGGUGUCCGUUCUAUGUCCACUUAAAUUAUCCCCUAAUAGUUGAUAAUGAUCUGAAUUUGUUUCUAUGUCCAAACCUGGUAAAUUGUACAAUGUCAUAUUGUUCAUGCCCAACUCUCCUUUGGUUAGUGUAAUUUGAAUUUUAAUGUGUGUUGUGUUUCAAAACUGAAAGACAAAGUAAAAUUACAGCAACAACUGAAACCAAACAAGUUAUUUUUCGGCUACAGCAACCUAAAUAGUGAAAGCCCUGACUAAUUAUGGUGGUGGUAUCCUUACCUGAUUCAUUAUAUUAAAAGGUCCCAAACCAUACCCUGUGUUCACUUGGGGUCAAGUUGUGGUAAAUUUGAUCCCAAUAGAAUACCUCCCUCAUUGAGAAAAAUUACAGCUUAUUUUAAAGAUAAAAGAUGAGAUCAGAAAUCUAUUAUUCCAUUAUCACAAGAGAGGAAGAAAAUUUUCUCUACAUCACAUGUACAAUGAUGUAAAUAUUUCAAUAAUUUAGAAUGCCUCAAGUUUAAUGCAUGCAUCUCUUUAGAGCCAAAAUAAAUGGAUUGACAUUAUCAUCAUAAAGUACUGUCUUUUAUUUUUUUGUCCUUGGGCUAUAAGAGCAUCAUGAAUGUAAUUAUAAGGAUAAGAGUUUGGGAUUGGAGGGAGGAAUUUUCAUCGCCUUCUCCCUCAUGCAUGAAGACUCAAACAGCUUAUUAUUUUCCUUGUAUGACAUAUUACAAAACUUUAAGUAAAAUAUAGACUGAGUAAUCAUUUGCCACCUCUAAAUAUGCCCAGUUUCAAAAUUAGAGUAUGAAGUAGUAGUCUGUGCUUACCGCUGUUUUUACUUCCUUUAAGAUGACAGUUCAUAGCAAACUUAUUCUUCAUCUCAAGAUCUGCUUCUAGUGAUUGUGAGUGCCUUGUGGGCAGAAUCCUUGUCAUUUCUUCUUUAGGUCCUCAGCACUUUGCAUAGUGCCUGGCACGUAGACAGUGCUCAAACGUGAAUUGCCCUCAUAUGCUUCUGAUGAAUCUCUCUGUGCUGGCCUGAAACUAGUGAUUCAUCUUUUCAUGUAGACAUUGUCAAGUGAUACUUGAUCUUAUAAAAAUAACCAGAAGGAUCCAAAGAACUCUGACUAUUAUGUUCAUCUUCAAAAAUUUAUUUUCAGAAAAAAUCCAUACUCCUUUUAAAACAAUAUGUCCCAAGUUUGUGUACAGAGAUGACUCUGCGAGGGUAUAAUUAGAGUUUGUGUAUUAUUUUUCCAGGUUUGGAGAUGAGUCAGUUCUGACCCAUUCACAAUUUCAUCUGUAAAUUUAUAACAGGAAUAAGAAAAAUUCAUACCUGAGUGGUAUUCUGAAUGUAGUAUUCAAUGCUCUGUGAAGAAAAAAUAAAAAGCAAUGCAUAAAUGAAAAAUUAAAGAAAAAAACAAAUGAAUGAAUAGCUUCUAGAGGUUGAGUCUAUGAACAGGGCCUCAUUAGACUAUUCUGAAAUCCAGUGAAGUGGUUUCUUCAGACUUCAAACGUGAUGAGUUGAGCCCUAUCUUCAUGUACUUGUCCUGAGUCCUUAUUUUUCUAAAAUAGCACCCUUUGUCAUUUAUUCUUUUUUUAUGGCAGUUAAUUGCUCUAAGUUAGAAUUCAGUCACAGCUAGUGUAACUUUACAGAUAAUCUAAAGAGUAGAUAAGAAGAGAGAUUGGCUUUGUUAAUAUAAAACCAUGUAAAGUCAUCAUGCCGUUGUCAUCUAGAUGAAUCUUGAAACACAUUUAGCUGCCAAUUUUACAAACGUUUAAUGUCAGUGAUUUAGUAUAUAACCUUAAACAAAUGUAAAUAGAAUGAAUUAUUUUCUAGUUUUGAAUUGUCAAGAUAUUAAUUGUUGACUCUUUGGGAGAGUUGUUGGCCAGUUUCAAUGGUGAGAAACAUGUUAUUGUCAACUUUAAAUGUGUUCUGUCAUGAGGACACACAAAAAGCUAGCUUUCCAAUGUGUGCAUAGUAUCGGCAAUAUGAAUAUAUAUUAUAACUAUUCUGAUCUUAAUUAUCAGCUGCUCCCUGUCUAUGUAUUUGAAAACCUUUUCUCAAAGGGAACUGCCUAACAUGGACUUUUACAAUAAAAAUGCUGCAUUCUAA
Nycticebus coucang (slow loris) is the source of this 3938-nucleotide messenger RNA. It is a transcript of the gene GABRG2, whose product is annotated as gamma-aminobutyric acid type A receptor subunit gamma2. Gene Ontology annotation, molecular function: benzodiazepine receptor activity; GABA-gated chloride ion channel activity; inhibitory extracellular ligand-gated monoatomic ion channel activity. The transcript is spliced from 10 exons. NCBI's taxonomy places the organism in Eukaryota, Metazoa, Chordata, Mammalia, Primates, Lorisidae. The record is from RefSeq and is a predicted model, not a curated record. Bases 359 to 1786 code for a protein of 475 amino acids. Gene Ontology annotation, biological process: nervous system process; synaptic transmission, GABAergic; signal transduction. Gene Ontology annotation, cellular component: neuron projection; dendrite membrane; synapse.